GCAGUAAACGGAUCUACACUACCUGAAGGCGAAAUUUUGGGGGGAGAGAGAGAGAGAGACGGAGCAUGGAUGAGAAUUUGAUAAAACGGUUAGAAUCCGCAGUGGCGCGGAUUGAAAUGCUUUCCUCCGCUGGAGUCCGUUCAGCUUGUGCGGCAGAGGUCGUCGAAGAUGCAAUGGCUAUGGAUCCGUCUAUUAUCGCAUUCGACGAUCUGAUUUCGCAGUAUGUUAAUACGCUUACGAGCGCCGGGGAGAAGAUUGGAGGACAGGUUUUAAAUAUUUCGAAGAUCAUCGAGGAGGCAUUUUUUGCACAGAAGGAACUUCUCAUUAAAAUCAAGCGAAGUCAGAAACCUGACAUGGCAGGGCUGGUGGAGUUUCUUAAGCCUUUGAAUGAUCUUAUUAAGAAAGCUACUGCAUUGACAGAAGGUAGACGACCUGACUUCUUUCACCACUUGAAGACUGGUGCUGACAGUCUUACUGCUCUGGCAUGGAUAGCAUAUGCAGGGAAAGAUUGUGGUAUGAGCUUGCCUAUUGCACAUGUGGAAGAAAGUUGGCAAAUGGCUGAAUUUUACUGCAAUAAGGUACUCGUGGAAUAUAGAAAUAAAGAUUCAAAUCAUGUUGAGUGGGCAAAGGCUUUAAAGGAGCUUUAUGUACCGGGCUUGAGGGAUUAUGUGAAGAGUCACUACCCAUUGGGCCCUGUAUGGAGUGCCACAGGGAAGACAGCAGCAUCUGCCCCGCCAAAAGCUCCUGCACGAGGACCAGGUGCCCCUCCUCCUCCACCUCUUCCACCUGCUUCACUAUCCAGCUCUGAAACUCCUCUGCCCUCAUCAGCACAUCCAAAGGAAGGAAUGGCUGCUGUAUUUCAGGAAAUUAAUUCUGGAAAGUCGGUAACUUCUGGAUUGAAAAAGGUCACAAAUGACAUGAAAACCAAGAACCGUGCAGAUAGAACUGGUGUUGUGAGUGUUGCUAAGAAAGGAGACGGUGGUGCGCCUUCUCUCUUGAAAGCUGGACCUCCCAAAUUCGAGCUCCAAAUGGGUCGGAAAUGGGUGGUUGAGAAUCAAAUUGGACAAAAGAAUUUGCUGAUUAAAGAUUGUGAUUCAAAGCAGUCUGUGUAUAUCUUUGGUUGCAAAGAUUCAGUUGUGCAGAUCCAAGGGAAAGUGAACAACAUUACAAUAGACAAGUGCACUAAGAUGGGGCUUGUAUUCAUGGAUGUUGUGGCAGCUUGUGAGAUUGUCAACUGCAGUGCUGUGGAGGUGCAAUGUCAGGGCUCGGCUCCAACAAUUUCAGUGGACAAUACGGCAGGUUGCCAGUUGUACUUGAGCAAAGAUUCUUUGGAGGCUUCUAUAACGACAGCAAAGUCAAGUGAAAUCAACGUGUUGGUACCUGGUUCUGGACCUGAUAGUGACUGGGUAUGUUUUUAUACUUGACUGCUUAUGAAAAACUAGAACCUCCAACUACAUGAAGCUGAGUUUAAAAGGAUUUUAAAGCUACGAAGUCAACUAAAUCUCAUAGGCAUCUCUCUCUUAGUACGAGUAAAGUAUUCUUUUCCCUGAACAUUCAAAUCUUUGCCAAGAUGGUUCUCGUGUAUUCUCUCUAUUUAGGAUGCUUAAGGUAGAUGUCAAAGCAUCUGAUUCAGAUACACAACUUUAGAGCAUGUUUAGCUAAGCCUCACAAUGUGAAGCUAAUUUUAAUUAACAUUUUUUGCCCAAACAUGAUUGAGCUCUUAUAGAAGUUACUUUAUUUGGGAAAUUUUUUUUAGUCAUUUCGAAAAUGUACCAUUUUAAGAGAGUAAGUAAACUUCAUUCCAUCGCGUGUUCUUAGGCUUAGCCAAGCAUGCUAUUAGUUCCUUACAAAAAGAACACAUGAUGGAACUAAUUGCCAUGAAUUAUUCGUAGUUAUC
Molecule: messenger RNA, 1897 nt
Organism: Olea europaea var. sylvestris
Lineage: Eukaryota; Viridiplantae; Streptophyta; Magnoliopsida; Lamiales; Oleaceae
Product: cyclase-associated protein 1-like
Exons: 9
Coding region: 66-1424 (452 amino acids)
Biological process (GO): regulation of adenylate cyclase activity; cytoskeleton organization
Cellular component (GO): cytoplasm
Molecular function (GO): actin binding; adenylate cyclase binding
Source: RefSeq, a predicted model, not a curated record